AAUCAUAUCAAGCGCGUACGGGUAUGGAGAACUGUUAAAGGGCAUAAAGCUCCUUUAUCAAGUUCCAUACUUCACGCAAGCCAUCAUUGUUGUCCAUCGUUAUUACGCACGUUAAUUUUUAAAUUCUUGCGGGUCUCACGUAAAAAUCGCAGAGUUCGCAUUCCAAAGUAGUUGUUGGCAAAGGAGGUGCAAUUCAUUCACGCGACGCGUGGACAGCCUUUGAUUUCCUCAUACACAAGCUUGGAAUCCAGUGAAAAAGUGACUUUAAUUUUCCGUGUUCUACAGGCUGAACGCAACCAUAAUUGUAGUCCAAUAAUCCGACAGAGCACUGCAAGUCAGUACAGGAUUUUUCUUUGAUCCAGGCAUGGUAAGCGCUACAAAUUUGGAGUAUUGGCUGCAUUGGCAGGCUCUUUUCUGUGAAUUUGUAGUAUUGUUAACGGUUGCAGCAGCCGCACUUGUUGUAUUUAAGUACAGAAGGGUGUGGAAGUGGUGGGGUGAAGCUGGCGUAGAGGAGACGAAUGUGUAUGAUGAGGAUCUCUGGAGGCCUUGUUUCAAUACGAUUAAGCCCGCAGGGUUUCUUGCUUUCAGAGCAAUUGCAUUCUUUUUGAUGGUGGGGAUACUAUCAAGCGAUGCCAUUUUGUCUGGGGUUUUCAUUUUUUACUUUUAUACACAAUGGACUUUUACUUUAGUCAUUAUCUACUUUGGGCUGGCAACUUUAAUUUCUGCAAAGGGAUGCAGACAAUUAGCCAAAAAUGAUUCCAUUAGAAAUCAAGAUGUGAGGGCCAACUUCUUGAAGACAGAUCUAGAACAGGAAGCACAUGUAACAGAAAGUCCUGGAAAAAAUUUAGAUGGAGAUUCGGUUAAAUUACAAAGCCAUCAAGAGCGGGAAGAACAAAAAAAGAGAGCUGGAUUUUGGGGCUAUGCCAUGCAAAUUAUAUUCCAGACUUGUGCAGGGGCUGUGAUGAUGACAGACAUUGUUUUCUGGUUCAUAAUUGUUCCCUUUCUAACAAAUGAACAUUUCAGAUUGAAUCCGUUGAUGGGAAGUAUGCAUUCAGUUAAUGCUUUGUUUCUUGUCAUUGAUGCUGCUCUCAACAGUAUGAGCUUCCCUUGGUUUCGAGGUGCAUAUUUUGUGCUAUGGACUGCACUUUAUGUUGUUUUCCAAUGGAUUCUGCAUGCUUGUGGUCUGACAUGGUGGCCAUAUCCAUUUCUUGAGCUCUCGACACCAUGGGCUCCAUUAUGGUACUUUGGCUUGGCUAUUGUGUGCCUCGUAUGCUAUACAAUAUUUACUUUUCUCAUAAAGGCCAAAGAGAAGAACUUUCCAAAAUGGUUUCCGUAUGCCUAUCAACGCUUGCACUAGUAAUUUAUUGAAAAUUUCUCCAUAAGAUAAAGAAAUUAACAUUUAAAAAUGUCACCUUGCAUGGUUUCACCUUUUCCUUAUUAUAGUUACACAUGUCAUUGACCGAGGCUAUUAAAUCAAGCUUGGGCACGUUUCGAGCCAAGUGUUUUGUAAAUCCUUGUAACAAAAUAUAAGUGAAUUGAAUUAAUAGAAGAUUAUUUUGAGUUUGGGGUUCGUAUCCAUCAAGUCAAUACAAUAUUCAUAUAUGGAAGGAUUUUUGCCAUUAUUCUAUACAAUAUGUUCAAUUAAUUUCUA
Cryptomeria japonica (Japanese cedar) is the source of this 1651-nucleotide messenger RNA. RefSeq lists its product as uncharacterized. The coding region runs from base 365 to 1357 and encodes 330 amino acids. The record is from RefSeq and is a predicted model, not a curated record. Gene Ontology annotation, cellular component: membrane. The transcript is spliced from 9 exons. NCBI's taxonomy places the organism in Eukaryota, Viridiplantae, Streptophyta, Pinopsida, Cupressales, Cupressaceae.